This is a messenger RNA of Pelodiscus sinensis (Chinese soft-shelled turtle), 963 nucleotides long. Its product is annotated as olfactory receptor 52B2-like. Gene Ontology annotation, cellular component: plasma membrane. Gene Ontology annotation, molecular function: G protein-coupled receptor activity; olfactory receptor activity. The record is from RefSeq and is a predicted model, not a curated record. Gene Ontology annotation, biological process: G protein-coupled receptor signaling pathway. NCBI's taxonomy places the organism in Eukaryota, Metazoa, Chordata, Testudines, Trionychidae.
AUGCCAGCCGACAAUCACACCUUUUUUGCACCGGAAAUCUUCAUCCUGACCGGCAUCCCUGGUACAGAGGAAUCUUAUGUCUGGCUCUUCUUCACCUUCUGUCUGAUGUACCUUACUGCUCUUGUGGGGAACACUCUCCUCCUGUUCAUCAUAGCGACAGAACGAAGCCUCCAUGAGCCCAUGUACCUUUUCCUCUCCAUGCUGGCUGCUGCUGAUCUGCUGUUGUCGACCACCACAGUGCCCAAGAUGCUGGACUUGUUCUGGUUCAGAAAAGGGGAAAUUUCUUUUGCUGCCUGCCUCACCCAGAUGUUCUUCAUCUAUGUCAGUUUUACCUCUGAGUCGGGCAUCCUGCUGGCCAUGGCGUUUGAUCGGUACGUUGCCAUCUGCAACCCCCUGAGAUACACCACCCUGCUCUCCAAGCCAGUGAUCGGGAAGAUCGGGCUGGCGGUUCUCACAAGGAGUGUCGGCAUCUCUUUUGCUUACAUCCUUCUCGUGACACGGCUGAAGUUCUGCAGAACCAACCUCCUGCCUCAAACCUAUUGCCAGGAAUGGGCCGUCGCUCAGCUGGCCUGCGACGACAUCGCAGACCAUUUCUGGUACGGCGUCGCUGUGGCUAUUUUAGCCGAUGGGUUGGACACCGCGCUCAUUGCUGCAUCUUACCUGCUGAUCCUCAGGGCCGUCUUCCGGCUCCCGUCCAGGGGCGCCCGGCUCAAGGCUCUGCGCACCUGCAACUCCCACAUCAGUGUCAUCCUGAUCUUCUACACAACCGCAUUUUUCUCCUACUACGCACACCAAUAUGUGCACAUCAUCCCGGGUUAUAUUCUCAACCUGCUGGCCCACAGCCAGUUGCUCCUUCCCCCCAUGCUAGACCCCAUCAUUUACGGGGUGACAUCAAAGGCGAUCCUGAAACACGCGAUCCACUUGUUUUAUCGAAGCUACAGACGAAUGUCCCUGAAGGGUUAA